AUGGAAAACAGUCUACCAAUCAGCAACAAAACCCAGUACGAAGACCUGAUGCCGGUGAUGGCGGAGAAGCUCGACGUGGAGGGUUUUGUGAAGGAGCUCUGCGGAGGGUUUCAGUUACUCUGCGACGCCGAGAAAGGGCUCAUCACGGCGGAGAGCCUGCGGGCGAAUUCGGAGCUUGUGGGGAUGGAAGCGAUGACGGAGCAAGACGCGGAAGCCAUGGUGAGAGAAGGAGAUCUGGACGGCGACGGGGCGCUGAGCGAGACGGAGUUCUGCAUAUUGAUGGUGAGGCUGAGCCCUGGGAUGAUGGAAGAUGCAGAGGCCUGGCUGGAGAAGGCUCUGCAUCAAGAGCUGCUGCGCUCUGAAUCACUUCUUUGA
Molecule: messenger RNA, 375 nt
Organism: Linum tenue
Lineage: Eukaryota; Viridiplantae; Streptophyta; Magnoliopsida; Malpighiales; Linaceae
Source: the annotation of a GenBank genome assembly